UCUCUCUCUUAUUUGUACCGUUAUUAAAACCUUUUGCUUUACAGGGGUCCAGAUUUCAGACAGCAUAUCCAACGUCAUUCCGAAUCUCGAAGCACCGUGAAAAACUCGUAUCUUCUUCUCUAACCUCUGUCUCUGUCACUUUGAAUCCAAAAACCCAACAAUGUUUCUUCCAUUCCUUGUCUUCUUUCUCUCGUUAAUUUCCUCUCUGCCUGUGUCUCUUCAAUCAGAAACAGCCCUUCAAGCACCCAUUUCCAAAGAUCUUUCUACAGGCCAGUACACCGUCCAAAUUUACCUCAAAAACCCUCUCCAACCCACGAAAUUACUCCUCGAUCUGGGCGCCUCCUUCUCCUGGCUCGACUGCUACCAAAACUACAGCUCCACUGCUUACCACCACAUCCCCUGCAAUGCCUCUCUCUGCGCUUCCCUCUCCUCCCUCGCCUGCUCCAACUGCUACGACACGCCCGGCCCUGCCUGCGGCAACGACACCUGCUCUCUCUUCCCGGAGAACCCCAUCACGCGUAAGGCCACCAUCGCCAAUGCCAUCGUUGACACGCUCGCCUUGCCCACCACCGACGGGUCGACUCAGGGCCCACUAGGUCUCAUCCCAGAGUACGUUUUCUCCUGCUCCACGACCUUCCUUCUCCAAGGCCUCGCCAAUGGGGUCACCGGCUUGGCCGCUCUCGGCCGGUCCGACUAUUCGCUCCCAGUGCAGGUUAGCACCGCUUUCUCUUCCCCUCGCUAUUUCGCACUGUGCUUGUCGGGUUCGAGCACGAAUCCGGGCGUGCUCUUUCUGGGCACCAGUGGGCCAUACCAUCUGAAUUCCACAACCGACCUCUCCAAAUCGCUUAUUUACACGCCGCUAAUCUUGAACCCGAUCGGAAGCACCGUGAUAACCUACGGCCACAAACCGUCGGAUGAGUAUUUCGUAGGUUUGACAGCCAUUAAAGUCAAUGGGAAGCCGGUUCAGCUCAACGCCUCGCUCCUGACAGUCGAUGAGAACGGUGCCGGCGGGACCAAGAUCAGCACCGUCCACCCGUACACGCUAUUGGAGACAUCUAUAUACAAAGCAUUUACGGCGCUGUUCGUAAGCGAAGCCUCUGGACUGAACCUCACCGCCGUAAAAAGUGGGGUGAAACCAUUCGAAGUGUGCUACGCAGCGAACGACGUGAUAAGUACGCGCGUGGGACCGGGCGUGCCGACAGUUGAUAUGGUGAUGCAAAACGAGGACGUGUUCUGGAGGGUUUUCGGAUCGAAUUCAAUGGUGAGGAUGGGAGGGGAGGAAGGGGAGGUAUGGUGUUUGGGAUUUGUGGAUGGUGGAGCGAAUGCAAGGACAUCGAUCGUGAUUGGUGGGCAUCAAAUGGAGGAUAAUCUUCUUCAGUUUGAUCUUCAAUCCAAGAGAUUGGGAUUUAGCUCCUCAAUUUUGGUCCGAGGGACCUCCUGUUCCAACUUCAAUUUUACUUCAAAUAAAGUUCUCUAAUAAUCAAUAAUGUGUGUUGACUGAUGGAAAUGAAACAUUAGAAAUGACUUCUAUUUCUCU
Molecule: messenger RNA, 1537 nt
Organism: Carya illinoinensis
Lineage: Eukaryota; Viridiplantae; Streptophyta; Magnoliopsida; Fagales; Juglandaceae
Product: probable aspartic proteinase GIP1
Exons: 1
Coding region: 161-1477 (438 amino acids)
Biological process (GO): proteolysis
Molecular function (GO): aspartic-type endopeptidase activity
Source: RefSeq, a predicted model, not a curated record